Budorcas taxicolor (takin) is the source of this 918-nucleotide messenger RNA. It is a transcript of the gene RALYL, whose product is annotated as RALY RNA binding protein like. Lineage: Eukaryota; Metazoa; Chordata; Mammalia; Artiodactyla; Bovidae. Gene Ontology annotation, cellular component: nucleus. Gene Ontology annotation, molecular function: RNA binding. The record is from RefSeq and is a predicted model, not a curated record.
CAAGCUGAGCCAACCAUGACUGGCAAAACACAGACCAGCAACGUCACCAAUAAGAACGACCCCAAGUCCAUCAACUCCCGCGUCUUCAUUGGCAACCUGAACACGGCCAUCGUCAAGAAGGUCGACAUUGAAGCGAUCUUCUCCAAGUAUGGGAAAAUAGUGGGCUGCUCCGUUCACAAAGGCUACGCGUUCGUGCAGUACAUGAGUGAGCGCCACGCACGAGCGGCGGUGGCCGGGGAGAACGCCAGGGUCAUCGCGGGCCAGCCGCUGGAUAUCAAUAUGGCAGGAGAACCGAAACCGUACAGACCAAAGCCUGGAAAUAAGAGGCCCAUUUCUGCGCUUUACAGACUUGAGUCAAAGGAACCUUUCCUGUCAGUUGGUGGUUAUGUCUUUGACUAUGAUUACUACAGAGAUGACUUCUACAACCGGUUGUUUGACUACCACGGCCGCGUGCCGCCGCCGCCCCGCGCGGUCAUCCCGCUGAAGCGGCCCCGAGCGGCAGUGACGACCACCCGCCGGGGAAAAGGAGUUUUCUCCGUGAAAGGAGGAUCGAGGUCUGCCGUCAGCGGGUCUUCUUCGUCGGGCUCGAAAUUGAAAUCAGACGAGUUGCAGACAAUCAAGAAAGAAUUAACCCAGAUCAAAACUAAAAUUGACUCCUUGCUAGGGCGCCUGGAGAAGAUUGAGAAGCAGCAAAAGGCGGAGGCUGAAGCUCAGAAGAAGCAGCUGGAAGCGAGUCUAGAGCUGAUCCAGGACGAGUGUGUGUCGGAGAACGCGGACCACUCCGCGGAGGAGCCCGCAGAGGGAGCGCCCGACGCCGACGGGGAGGAGCUGACCGACGGCGUGGAGGAGGACUUCGACGAGGACGGGGCUCACGAGCUGGUAGGAAACAGUGGCAUGUCCGCAACCCGUUCGUUCUAA